Molecule: messenger RNA, 456 nt
Organism: Purpureocillium lilacinum
Lineage: Eukaryota; Fungi; Ascomycota; Sordariomycetes; Hypocreales; Ophiocordycipitaceae
Source: RefSeq, a predicted model, not a curated record
AUGGUCCUGCUAAGCGACCCCGACGGAGGGCGAGACAGGAAGGCACUUACACCCCAAGCUUGCCUGUUUGAUUCGCCCCCCGGGCAUCACGACGGCUUGCCCAUGGGAGCCAAGAAGAGGCUGACAGCAACUUUCGCACACAGCCCUGAGCCUGGAACCCGGCGUCUCGCCUUUGUCACCGCCGCACGCUCGCCGCGAUGCAACACUGAUAGUGCUCGAACCUACCCAUCCCCCGGAGCGGCUGAACGGUCCCCAGUGCCGCGUCGAUACGGUGCUGAUUUCGACGGAUCCGCCACAGCAUCGAGCGUUGUGACCCUGGGUUGCCUCCAACGACGAUGGAGCGAUCCGCAGUCCGGCCGAGAUGCACGGCACUCCAGCGAGCGGUCCAACUCCAACAGUGAAUGUCGCCAGCAGUCUGGAUGCAGCGCGCACGCACUGCGCGCGGGCAAGGGUUAG